AAGGGAAGGGGGUAGAAGGAAGGAAGUAAAAUUUACUUAGCGAUGCUGUCUUCUAGGUGUUUGAUUAAAUGUCACAGACGCGAAGAAAACGAUAGGGUAUCCCCGUUUGAAAAGGACGCCUUCCUGCCUUCGUUUUCUCAAUUCCCUCGCACCUACUAUUUUCCCCAUCCUUCGUCCGGUAUGUUUGCGUUCUUUUUUACUGGGUGUGAGUCGUGAAUUGGGAGAGAAACUCUCAUUGUGUGGGUGAUUAGUAGUGUAUAUAUCUCUUUAAGGGUAUAAAAAAUAGGGUUUUCGAUUAGGGUUAAUCAGUGAUGUGGCGAGUAAUUAGUGGGUGUGCCACAUAACUGUAGCCAAUAGGAAUACGACAGGCGGAUCAGGAAGAAGAUUAGAAGAGGAAGGGGUGAGAAUGAUCCUGAAAAGAAAAUAUAUGAGCCCACUAAUCCCGUGUGGCACAUUUUGAGCCAAAAUGGAUUUGCUAUUUAUGUGUUGGGGAUAUUGGAAUGUGCUGGGUAAUUAAGGGUAAAACGUAUCGUCUUAGAAUCUUAAAAGGACUUUCUUUUCAUGGUCAGUUUUUUUUUGCCCCCUGAUUCUCAUAUAUAUAAUUUAAAAACGUGUGCUGUUGAGAAUUUGGCUGCAAAUUUGUCUUCUUGGAUAAGUUUGGAUACAUGGAGUUUUGAGAGUGCGGAUGAUAGAGGAUAAUCGAAUACUUAAGGGUUUUUAAUAUGAACGACUCCUGGUUUUUCGACAAAAAUUUCAGUGGAGUAACGGACGAUUUCUUCGAUGAAACGUUGCUGUACUUUGAUUUCCCUCUAGAGGAUGUUGAUCCUGCCGCUGUGGAAGAGGAUUGGCAGACUAAAUUUCAAGAACUUGAGCCUCCUUCAAUCUUUUUGCCAAACUUUCCGUCUGAUAUCUGCUGUGCAAGUGGCAAUGGCGCUGGCAAAGUAGAGGGAACUUCCUCCAUUCUGCAGAACCAAUCAUCGGAGUUCAAGCAAUGUUCAACAAUAAGCAGUAACAAGUCAUCAUCCAGCCGAAGCAUCAGCAUCCAGUGUGAUUCCUCUUCAGAUGCCAAAUAUCCUCAACAAAAUUUCAGGACCUCAAGCCCAAUUUCUGUCCUCGAGAGCAGCAGCUCCUCAUGCUCGGCCGAGAACCCAUCAACUUAUCACUCAACAAUCGCCGUCACAGCCAAACGUCCUCGGAGCAAAGGCCUGCGCUCCCAGCGUCGCACUUACGAGUUCUUCCACCGUUUAUUCUCCUCGGGCAGAAAAAGGCUUCAUCCGCUGGCACAGCUCGAGCCUGAAUCCGUGCCCCAUGUGGAUGAGAAGAUAUCAUCAGGCCUCGUGAAAGGUGUUCAGAAGAAGAGAAAGCAGCAGCAGGGCACAAGUAGUGAAACUAGGAGGUGCUCCCAUUGUGGGGUGUCGGAGACUCCACAGUGGAGAGAAGGCCCAUUGGGACCCAAAACGCUCUGCAACGCUUGUGGGGUUCGUCACAGGUCUGGCCGUCUGUUCCCAGAGUACCGCCCAGCUGCUAGUCCGACCUUCAUCCCCGCGGUGCACUCAAACUCACACAGGAAGGUGUUGGAGCUAAGGAAGAAGACCUGCACUGGCGAUGGCAGCGGCGAGGAGGAGGGAGCAGGAUCCGCUACCACCACUUCGACUGCCUGAGAAUCGCGGAAACAAAUGCUGAUUUUGACUGGUAUUCGUUUGAUUAUUAUAUUUGUUUAGGAGUAGCUAGCGUGGGUUAGGACGAUGACGACGAAACGAUUAGCAGCGUAAGUCUUGUAAUCUCUCUCUGAUGAUGAUGAUGCUGAUACUGUUUAUGGGGUUCAAUUUGUUCUUUGAUGUACAUUAUUACCUUGAGAAUAAGAAGCGGUAGGGAGGUCAGGUAGAUGAUGAAAUGAAGGCAGGGAUAGAAGAAGUUUAGCUUUGCAAGCGGAAGAAAGAAAGAGAGGAGUCUCUGAAGAAGAAGGACCUUGAAGGCAGAGAAGAGGCAUUAGUUUAUUAAAUAUGCUUUGUGUGAUUCUGUAGAUGUUGCCGAAAAGUCAAGUAGGUGUUAGCUUGUUCUUCCUUUCUUUUUCCCCCUUCUCUAAUGAAUGCUGAACCCUUUUCUAGCUAUUACUUGGCUCUUAGUUCUUACACUUUCUUUGGGCUGUUUUCAAGUGUGGGAGUAACAUCAUACUCCCACAACGUUUUUUCAUGUGAAAUCGAUCGUAAAAUGUGCAUCAUUCUAACGAUCUCCUGGAUGGCGGAAU
This is a messenger RNA of Linum tenue, 2248 nucleotides long. NCBI's taxonomy places the organism in Eukaryota, Viridiplantae, Streptophyta, Magnoliopsida, Malpighiales, Linaceae. The record is from the annotation of a GenBank genome assembly.